AUGAAUAUUUAUUUGAAAGAGAAACCAAUUUGUGUAAAUCUGUACGUGAAAGCAAGUACUUACUACAACAGAUUCAUAGAUGUUAACCUUGAUAUUAAGGCAAGGAUUGGAUUUUCAGCUGAUGAACAUUCAACAUCUGAAAAUGAAUGGAUUGAUAUAUUUAGUUGUAAAACAGCACCAAGAUUAGAGAUCGUUAAAUUAUUCAAACAAUUGAAAUUAGACGAAAGAGUACUUGAUAAUACUCCUACUUGGGAAUCAUUUGGCUUUUUAAAUACUGAGUUUCCAGAGUCAAUCAGAAAGGACAAACAUUUCCUAUGGUUCUGCGAUUCAUUUCUUUCUCAAAUUCCAACCCCAUUUGAUUUCAUUUUUCAAUACGCUCCAAACUCAUAUCUGGAUUAUCUGUAUGCUGUAACUGAUGAAGAUAUUGGAGAAAUCUAUGAUUAUUCAAGUAGUAGUACAGAAGAAAUUUAG
This is a messenger RNA of Naegleria gruberi, 471 nucleotides long. RefSeq lists its product as uncharacterized. The coding region runs from base 1 to 471 and encodes 156 amino acids. Lineage: Eukaryota; Heterolobosea; Eutetramitea; Acrasida; Naegleriidae. The record is from RefSeq and is a predicted model, not a curated record. The transcript has a single exon.